This is a messenger RNA of Xylona heveae TC161, 1888 nucleotides long. RefSeq lists its product as hypothetical. The transcript has 3 exons. Gene Ontology annotation, cellular component: mRNA cleavage and polyadenylation specificity factor complex. Gene Ontology annotation, molecular function: mRNA binding. Lineage: Eukaryota; Fungi; Ascomycota; Xylonomycetes; Xylonales; Xylonaceae. The coding region runs from base 368 to 1633 and encodes 421 amino acids. The record is from RefSeq and is a predicted model, not a curated record. Gene Ontology annotation, biological process: mRNA alternative polyadenylation.
AGUAUACGUCAAUCUGCUAAAGGAUUUGUCUUUUAAAGUGAGCCUUACAGGGACUGUACGUACCUCCGUGUCUUUGUUCGUUCGUCAGUCAGCACCCCGCAAAGUGAUCGUCUUAUUUUUCUUUUUUUUUUUUCCUUGUGGUUUUACAAAACGUUUAUAAUAUCUGCAGAACUUUGCAGAGUGGCUGGACUGAGACGCAAUGUCAUUGAAUGUUUAAUUUUCAUCGCAAGCUGAUACCGCUUUUUGUCUUAUACAGACUUUGUGUCAUUAUUACUUCAUACAAACGGACAAAAACAUCAUAUUUAUAACGCAAUCAAGAAGAGAAGAGUGUUACUUUGAGAAAUUCUAACCAUCUACUUCUCUCACAAUGGCUGAUGAAGACAACUUCGAUAUCGAUAUCUACGGCGACGAUAGUGGCGAAUACCAACAGGAAGCGAAUGGCGCAAGCGAUGAGAAGAAACCCGGGCAGGAGGAUAUAACCCUUGAAGAUCAGCCGAACCAGAAAUCUGACGGUGCGACUGGCCCAGCUCAAGCUUCCAACAAUACUCAAGGCGCAUCUCAGGGCGCCAGUCAUGAGAGUAGUGAGCAGGUAGGGGAGAGCGAGCAUUCGGAAAUGCAGCAGAGGAUCUCCACGACUGAAGGUGCCUCUCAAAAUGAUGUACUACCUCCCAAACAGCCUCCUCAGGAGCAAGGUAUCAAGCGCAAAGAAGGUCCUGAUACUCGACCAGUUGAGACAGGAGCCACCUCUGCGCUCUUUAUCUCCGAUUUGCAUUGGUGGACAACGGAUGAUGACGUUCGUGGUUGGGUGAAUCAGAGUGGCUGCGAGGAUGAGCUCAAGGAUAUCACCUUCAGCGAACACAAGGUGAACGGGAAGAGUAAAGGUCAAGUUUUUGUUGAAUUCAUCUCUCCCCAGGCCGCUACCGCAGUGAAACAGAAAAUCGAGUCUUUCAACGCGAAUCCUCAACAGCUGAAAAAGCAUACGGUUAACUUUACCGCUGCUACCGCCAACCCGUUCCGUACAUUACCCAAGGAUGCCCCUGCUCGUGGAAAGGAUGGUAGGGAUCACCGUUCCGGUAGCUUUGGAAGUCCCGGCGGGAUGGGUGGCGGCGUGUCUCCCGUUGCUGGCAACUUUGGCAUGGGCGGAGGUUUCCGCGGCGGGCGUGGUGGGUUCAAUCGCGGAGGAGCCAUGAACAACAUGGGAGGUUACGGUAACAGAAACUUUUCCCCCGUGGGCGGUAUGGCUUCCUCCGGCUAUCCCUCUGCCGGUCCUAUGGCCGGGUUUCAGCCGGCCAUGGGAAUGCAGCCAUAUGGAAAUUUUGGCAAUCGCGGGAAUAUGGGGAUGCGCAACGGUCCCGGUGGUAAUCGCGGACGUGGUGGAAUGGCUCCGAGUCCGAUGAUGGGCGGGAUGCCCAUGGGAAACAUGGGCAUGGCAAUGGGUGCUAUGCCAGGCCAAAUGGGGGCCAUGGGUGCUGGCAUGAACAUGGGCCCAAUGGGAGGAAUGCAAGGUCAAGCUAGCUUCGCCGGGCCGACGCCCCACUAUAACCCCGCCUUCUUCAACCAGAGCCAGCAGGCCGCUGCUGGAGGAGAUGGUAACUGGAAUCCGCAUGGCGCGAAACGACCUCGCCCUGAGUAAUCCACGUAUUGUCAGGACCCUGUCUCUAGCGGUCGCUCGAACCGACUUUUGUGUCUGUCAAGACACCUUGAAUAUUCCGCUGCCAUUGCCGAACAUGGUCGAUCUUGCUGAACCAGCUUGAUUCAUUCUCGCCGCCAAUGUGCUUCGUAUCAGAACGCAUCUGUUCGCCGCGUCCUGCCGUCAGCUGGACUCAGACGCUUAUUGCCCUCUUACUUCGGCGUUAUCAGGGGAGGUGGUAACUCUUGGUUGGGUAUU